This is a messenger RNA of Ilex paraguariensis (yerba mate), 1632 nucleotides long. Lineage: Eukaryota; Viridiplantae; Streptophyta; Magnoliopsida; Aquifoliales; Aquifoliaceae. The record is from the annotation of a GenBank genome assembly.
AUGGAAGGUGGUCUCAUAUGCAAAGUGUGUAGAAACCAGUCACCAGUGCCAACAAAUGCUCAAGCAAUUCGGUGCCAUGGAUGCCAAAGAAUUAUUCCAACAGGCAUCAAACAAGAGAUAGAUCCGAUUGGGACAAACCAACUUUCAGGCCAUGAACAAAGCAAUGUAACUAUCAAUGGGAAAGGCUUGGACCUUCCAUGUAUGUUGAAGCUCAAAAAUAAACACCCAAACACUGCUUCUUCUAGUAGUGAGCCACAUCCUUCUCUGGAUUUCUCACAGCCUCCACCACGAGGGAAGCGUGCUCUUCUUUGUGGAGUGACCUACAAGAACCAGAAGUUCGAGCUUAAGGGAACUAUUCACGAUGUGACAAAAAUCAGAGAUCUACUACUUGAAAGAUUCAAAUUCUCCGAAAACUCCAUUUGCAUCCUCACAGAGGAGACAACUCAACACCCAACGAAGAAGAACAUCCUAGAAGCCUUGAAAUGGCUGGUGAGGGACAACCAAGCAGGGGACUCAUUGGUGUUCUAUUUCUCAGGACAUGGAUUGCGACAACCUGAUUUUAAGGAUGAUGAGCUUGAUGGGUUUGACGAAACAAUCUGUCCUGUUGAUUUUUUGAAAGAAGGAAUGAUACUUGAUAAUGAAAUCAAUGAACUAAUUAUUAGACCACUCAAGCCAGAUGCCAAACUUCAUGCCAUCAUUGAUGCCUGUCAUAGUGGAACCGUACUUGAUUUACCCUUUGUGUAUAACAAGGAAAGGAAAGGAUGGGAUGAUAAUAGCCCUCCAUCUGGUGUCUUUAAAGGUACCAGUGGUGGCCUAGCUAUCUCUUUCAGUGCUUGUCUGGAUGAUCAACUUGCUGCAGAUACCGAUGCUUUCUCAGAAAAGCGUCUAGCAGCAUCCGGAAGGAAAAUGGCCGGUGCUAUGACAUACACUUUUGUUCAAGCAGUUAAGCAGAACCCAACAAUAACAUAUGGUGAACUGAUCAAUUCUAUGUACAAGAACAUUGAAGAAGCUCAUCGCAAAUGUCUUCAUUCUCAUUUCCUGAGUAGACUGUUUCAUCGGAACAUAUUACAGGAACCUCAGCUAUCAUCUUCUGCAAAGUUUGACGUUAACACAGAGUUUACAAUGUAAUCCUUCGUAUUGGAAAGAUCUCUUUAAUCCAUGAGGGUUAUAUGCAUUCAUAAGCGAAAAAGGUACUAUUGGCUUUCUGUUUUCAAGCAUUCUUCGCAAUAAUCUAGCUGUAUCUUUUGGAAGCAAAAGCAACACAUGAGUCUGAAGAUUUCCAACAACUACUGAAUGUGGUAUUGCCAUUAUGCAUAGCUAUAUAACAACUCCUUCGAGUUCAAAAGAGUUUGAGAAUGUGCCUUCCUUCUUCCUUAAUCUUGAUUGGAAGGCAGCAAUGUGUGAGAUGAAUACACUCAUAGCUCUUGGUUGAUGUAAUUUGUUUCCAUAUUUUUUAUCAGUUUUUGUCUUCCUUCCUUUUUAUUGUAUCAGCUCCAUCAUUGCGUGGAUUUCUCGUCUACUAAGCUGUGCUUUUUACUUUAGUUAAUGAAAUAUUUUCUGUUCCCUAUUAAAAAAAUAACUGUAUAACAAACUUCUGUAAAUGGAAGACAUAAAUUUUGAAGGCAAAAAUAU